Molecule: messenger RNA, 7122 nt
Organism: Polistes dominula (European paper wasp)
Lineage: Eukaryota; Metazoa; Arthropoda; Insecta; Hymenoptera; Vespidae
Gene: Cad74A
Product: cadherin 74A
Biological process (GO): homophilic cell-cell adhesion
Cellular component (GO): plasma membrane
Molecular function (GO): calcium ion binding
Source: RefSeq, a predicted model, not a curated record
UGCCGUCAUCCCUCGAUGAUGGCGAACGCGUUCGCCAGUCGAAGGUGCUGCCAUCGUUGAUGUCUACGACGAUUGACCAUGUAUAUGUGAGCGUGUAUGUGUAUAUUUAUGUGAAGGAACAUGUACGUACGUAUACAUUGACGAAUCGAACAAUAGUUAAAUCAGGGUGAGGGCUCGGCUUUGCCCGAGGGUUGCUGUGGGUGUUUAAUGAGCUGCCAGCCAGUGUCCGAAGGGGGAAACGGAGGGUAGAAGAGACGACAAACCGAGGGAUUUUUACUUGGGUAUGAGAAGGAUAGAAAAAUUCACGAGGCACGAGCAGCUACCGGCACCACACCACUUGACUGCUUAUGGGACACGGGCACCGUCUAAGUCCACACAAGGAACAAACUCCACCCCUGAUUCAAAUAAAACGCAUACAGACUCACCGUUCGAGAUCAAAUGCGCUUUGAACGCGCGUGUAAUCCUACAUAAAUCCGAAGAGGAGGAAAAUCAGAGGGCAAGUUCCAUGACGUACGACUACUGUUCCAACGUCCAUUGUUUGUGGUUUACCACAAAAGCCUGCAAAUGCCAACUCACAAUGAAAAGCCGUCUUUCUACCCCACGCAUAAAUCUCGAAGAUUGGAAAUUUUGUUCAUGAACAAAAUAAAAUCGAUCAUUUUCGUUUACUACUGCAGGAAGCAAUUUUGCUUCGCAGUCAUGGCCAUUAAUCUUCGAUUAAGUGCUCAACGAUUCGGUCAAGUCUUUUUCUCUGUCUCUCAACGGUGGAGCCAAGGCUGUCAGCCACCAGUAUGUCACCGUACAGACCAGCACCCCAACACAAUGACGGCCGUGCAUGCGAUCGAUAUGUGCACUCGACAGAAACGACCCAACGAAAGGUCGAUUAAAGUGAAAUCACGACUUUGCCGUGAGUUGUCUGAACGACAAUGUGGAUGUUUAUGUUUCUACUUUUGACCACGUGCUCCCUGUCACGUGGUCAAGUGAUCAACAGAGCACCACAUUUCGUUCAGGGAGGAGACAUGGCCAGAUUGGCCGUUUCCGAAGGUACACCUUCAGGUGCACCGGUAUAUACUCUUCAAGGGGAGGAUCCGGAAGGUUCUAAAUUACACUAUUCUAUAAGUGGAGAGUACUUCACCGUUAACAGAGAAACUGGUGUGGUUGUUCUUCGAAAAACGCUUGACAGGGAGACGCAAGACCUGAUCGAAGUGAUCAUCAGUAUAACGGAUGAAGGUAUCGCUGGCUCGGAGCCCAAUACUGUAUCACUUCGUCGAGAAAUAGCAGUCCUAGAUGAAAACGAUAAUCCGCCGAUGUAUCAUGGUCGACCGUAUGCAGCGAGGGUGCCUGAAAGCGCACAAGUCGGUGGAUUAUUGCUUCCUUCGGGAACGAUCAUGAUAACUGAUGAGGAUGGUGGUGUCAAUGCUGACAUUCACGUUGAAUGUGUUACAGCAUCGCGAGACGACGAUGUUUGUAAUACCUUUGACAUCUCGACUGAAAAGUUAGGAGAAGGAAAAUACGAUGUACAAAUAUCUUUGGCGAAACCUUUAGAUUAUGAGAAGAGAAAUUCUUAUUUAAUUAAUCUUUUAGCAGUUGACAGUCCGAGUGACCCAUCGAAGAGGCUACAAGCCAGAGCUACCGUUGCAGUCGACGUCCUCGAUGUUCAAGAUCAACCACCAGUUUUUUUGAAUGCACCGUAUAGUGCAGCUCUACCAGAAAAUACAGCUGGAAAUCAUACGGUUUUAACGAUCAGAGCACGAGACGGUGACACAGGUGAACCGAGGCCGUUGCUCUUGACUUUGGAGGGCGAAGAUUCGGGUCAUUUCGGUCUGGAUGUUUUACGAGAAGGUGACGUCACUAUAGGGAAACUCGUGACCACGAAUGUUUCUCUUGAUCGAGAGGAUCCUAGAAUCCUACAGAAUGGAGGAAUUUAUACAUUUCAUGUUAAGGCUACUGAAUUAAUCAAUAACGAAAUACCGGCCGAUUCUGCUACGUCAAUCGUGACAAUUGUCGUCACCGAUGUUGAUGAUCUUGUACCGGUUUUCAAUGAGAAUCAUUUUAAUCUGAAGAUUUCUGAAGAUAUUGGAAAAGAUACUCCUUUACCUGGUUUGAAUAUGAUUGUUAGCGAUGGUGAUGUCGGUGAUAAUGCUAAAUAUUUUUUGGCCUUACGAGACGUACCAGAAUAUCCUGGAAUCAGUAAAGCUUUUACAGUUAGUCCUGAGGAAGCACAAGGUAGAGUACCUGUCGUUGUUAAAGCUAAAGAUGUUAGUGUGCUCGAUUAUGACGUAGAUGAUGAAUCAAAAAGAGAAUUGGAAUUUGAAGUCGUUGCAAUGGUUGCCAGUGAAGUGGUUGCAACAUCCAGAGUGCAUAUUCAAUUAUUGGAUGCCAACGAUCAUAGUCCAGAAUUUUUACAAUCUGUUUAUAAAUUGACUGUCCCCGAAAAUGCAGAACCAGGUACUCGAUUUGGGGACAUCUUUGCUCGAGAUUAUGAUAGUGGUUCGUUUGGUGAAUUAACUUACACUCUACGUGGUUUCGGUGCUGAUAAAUUCUUAACCGAUCCUGAAAAAGGUGGUAUUUCGGUUGCCAAAAAAUUGGAUUACGAGAUGCAAAAGUCUUAUUCGUUGACUAUGGAAUCAAAGGAUGGAGGUGGAAGAGUUUCCGCUGUUAAUAUUCUUAUUGAGUUGGAAGAUGUUAAUGACAAUUAUCCGAUCUUCGAACAAGUCGAAUAUUCUAGGACGGUGCGCGAAGGGGCUACUAGUUUUGAACCACAAAUGUUUAUCAGAGCCACUGAUAUUGAUGGGCCUAUGCAAGGAAAUGGAAAAGUUUCGUAUACUAUCGAUCGGCAAAAUAGUUUGACGGAAAAUGUUUUUACGGUAAAUCCAGAUAGUGGUGAAGUGACAAUGUUGAGGCCUGUAAAAUCUGGAGAUACGGAAAGAGGAAUUUACGAAUUGGUUUUUCGUGCCACGGAUGGUGGAAUACCACCUCUCUAUUCCGAAGCAAAACUUUAUGUUCGAGUUGGUGUACCUGGAAAUCAAAAGCCUAUAUUUCGUGGAAAUUACAAAUCCAAUCUACCUGGACCAAAUAGUUAUAGAGCAAGAUUACUGGAGAACGCAUCACCGGGAACCGAAGUUAUUAGGGUGGUAGCAAAUGAUCCUGAUGGACGGGAUAAUUUAUUACAAUAUCAUAUCGCAUCAGGUGCAAAAGAUAAUUUCGUUAUCGAUUCGAGUUCAGGUAUCAUCACGGUUUCUCCAGAUGCUCGUUUAGACUUGGAGAGUGGAGGUGAUAAAUAUGAAGUGAUUGUUCAUGCGAUUGAUUCUGGUACACCGGUUAGAGAAACAGCUAGUACAACUGUUACCGUGAAUAUCGUUGAUGUGAACAACAAACCACCGAUGUUCAACGAGUCUACAUAUUUGGUCUACGUAUCGGAGCGUGCAGCCAUAGGAGAGUCUGUUUUAAAAGUAUUAGCCACUGAUCCAGAUUCGGAUGCAUAUUUGGAAUAUUCCAUCGUGGAACCAAUAAGAGCCGUUGAUAAAACUGGUGUAGCAUUGAAGAGUACAACACCGUACGAUUAUAAAACAGCUUUUCGUAUAAAUUCUAAUACAGGAUUAAUAACUGUUAACCGAGUAUUGGAUUACCAAGUUGCGGCUGUCAUAAUACUUACUGUUCAAGCGCAAGAUUUAAGUGCAGUUGUCGAUAAAGAAAAACAAAUAGCUAAAGCAGAGGUGACCAUAUAUGUUCAGGCAUACAGUGACGAUAACCCAACUUUUACUAAUACUGGAUGGUCUCCUAAUAAUCCAGUGAUAAGAGUCACUGUCCCAGAAGAACAGCCUCUUGGUACAACACUGUUGAUGCUGUCAGCAAAGGAGCCAACAACUGGAUAUUCAGUUCAGAGAUUUGAACUCGUUCGAGAUGAAGAUGACGAGGGGUAUGUUAAUGUCGGUGUUCAAAGUGGAAACGUUGUUUUGAGUCGAAGACUCGAUUACGAAGUAUUGAAUCAAAAGUUUAUUCGUUUUAAAGUACGUGCUCUCGCAAGGGAUUACGAAAUAACACGAAAAAUGUCAGAAGCAAAUGUAAUUGUUGAAGUUCAAGAUGUUAACGAUAAUAAUCCAGAAUUUACACAGAAAGAUUAUAAAAUUUCGGUAUUAGAAUCAGCUAAAGCAUCUAAGAUCGUUUUGAAUGUAAGAGCAACCGAUAUGGAUAGUUCGAACACAGAACAAGAAGUGGAAAGAGGCUACGGUGAAGUAAGAUAUUCUAUAACAGGCGAGAAUGCAAAUUUGUUCGAGAUGGAUUCAAUUACUGGAAAUAUACAGAUCGCAGCUAACACGAGUCUUGAUCGAGAGAAACAAUCGGUUUUACGGUUUUACGUCGUUGCAUCAGACAUGCCUCAGGGUGGUGCAGAACAAAGGAGUACCAGGGCGUUAGUCACAGUUGACAUCUUGGAUGUCAAUGACAAUGCACCAAUCUUUCCACAGGAAUCCUAUACCGCUGUUAUUCCUGAAAAUGCCUCAACAGGUGUCAGUGUAGUAAAUAUUACAGCGACGGAUCCAGAUGAAGGAGAGGGUGGCCGAAUUCAUUUCGAGAUCAUUGAUGAAGGGGAAGCUAAUGGACUGUUCAAGAUAAAUCACACAAGCGGAGAAAUCUCUUCAGCUCGACCUUUAACAGGCAAGGGAAGAACAGAACCAUACAACAUGCGUGUCCGAGCUCAAGAUGGUGGAGUACCACCCUUAUUCACUGACGUAAUCUUAAUUUUAUACAUCGGUGACGUAGUUAGCAACGAUGGAGUUCCUUUAUUCAUCAGACCGACCAUUGAAGAAGUAGCUUACAUUUCGGAAAAUUCAACGAUAGGCAGUCCCGUGUUCCAAGCUGUAGCAUCCGAUCCUGAUGAUCCAAAUCUGCCAAAUGGAAAAAUAACUUUUAAGUUUUUGGAAGAUGGCAAUUUUGGUAAAGAUGCCAGUGCUUUUAGGAUCAACAGUGAGACUGGUUUGAUCACAACGAGGAAACUGCUCGAUCGUGAGAUUAAGGACAGUUACACAUUGAUUUUGGUUGCUCAAGAUUUGGGUGUUCCUCCGCAGCAAGCGACUAGAGUACUUCAAGUAAUCGUGAACGAUAUCGAUGAUCAUAAACCACAUUUUAAGAGAAGUUUAGAUAGUCCACCGAUCGAGUUAGGUGUUCCAGAAGAAACUUCAAAUGGUACUAAAGUUGGUAUCAUUGAAGCAAUCGAUGAAGACAUCGGUGAGAAUGGAAUGAUUGAUUAUGCCAUUAUUUAUGGAAACGAAGCUGGAUUAUUCACGGUUGAACGUUUAGAAAAUAACUCUGCUGUUAUACGAACUAAUGGUCGUUUGGAUAGAGAGUCUAUCGAUCGUCAUUUAUUAACAGUGAAGUGUUUCAAAUAUUCAGCCAGUAAAUCGGACGUUGUUCCUAAACCUUAUAAUCGACAAGAUCCUUCGGAGAGGCAAGUUCUUAUCAGAGUUCUCGACAUCGAUGACAAUCGACCUAAAUUUAAGAAAGAUAACAUUACUCUUGGGGUGAGAUUAAACGUACCAAUCGAUACCAGUUUGAUAACAUUGGAAGCAAGUGACGCUGAUUCUGAUGCUUUAUCGAUAAAUUAUUAUAUGAGCAAUGUAUCCUUCUUGUCUCUGGUAGACUCCUCGAUGUCAUCAUUGGUUACACCACCUCGUCUUUCGUUGAACUCUCAAACGGGUGAGCUUAGAACAAUCGGUUCUAUGUCCGGUUAUGCGGAUGGUUAUAUGGAACUUGUAGUGACAGCUAAUAAUUCUGCGACACACGGUAGAGAAACUAACAUAACCUUGAGAAUAUUUUUGUUAAGAGAUAGGGAUAUGCUGAAGUUUGUCUUCUCUAAGCCACCUGUUGAAGUUAGAAAGACAUUAGAGGAUUUUGAGAAAGCUGUUCAAAUGGCUCUUUCUUUACCAAUUACUGUUAAUGUUUAUGACACUCAAUUUUAUUCGAAAGAAGACAAUUCUUUAGACUUUUCAUCUACUAGUUCUUGUUUCCAAAUGGUUGGUAAAGAGUCUUACGAUUUAGACGAAAUGAAAGCUUUACUGACAGACUCAAAGAAUGAGGAAUUGAAGAAGGUUUACAAGACGUUCAACGUGGAAAAGGUGCAACAUUGUGCCGCUGUUGUUGCACGGGCUGAUGCCUCCAUGACACAAAUGUGGGUGCUUGCUAUAGCUGUACUUGUUGGUAUUGCAGCCAUUGUAUCGAGUUGUACACUCUGUUGCAUGCAUGCAAAAUAUAAACGGCAGGUAAAACAUGCACGAUUACGUGAACAACCACGACCAACUUUGAGUUAUGUAUCUUCUGGACCAGGAAUGGUUAGUGCAGCUUCCCACACAACUUUGGGUCCUGGUACUAUGGUUACUUUGGGUCCACACGAGGGUCCUUACGAGUGGGGUGCUGAUACAACUCUUUAUCAUCCUAGUACUCUUUCUAGAGCAUAGGACAAUUGUUUGAUCUUUCAAAAUUAUUUUAAUCUUGGUCUUAAGAAAUUUACAGUAGGCUGGAUUUUGAAAAAUAAUUUGAAGGAUUCCAAUUUGGUUUCGUUAUAGAUUGUUUACAAUUAUUCACUAUGGUGCAUGUACAGGAACGAACUCUCUUUUUUUUAUUAAAAGACUUUCAAGGUCGAAUUACGAAUUAAUUUCGUAGAAUUUUGACUCAAUGAGAUUAUCGAAUGGUGCUAUAUGUGUAUAAAAUACGAAUUAUAGUUUAAUGUGUAAUGUUAAUACUGAGUUUAGAUACUUUUUAAGACGUUCGUGCCAAAAUACGUCGAUUUAUCUUUCAGAUAAUAACUUUUGUACUUUAUUUGAACCCUUUGAGUGCUGUCUUUCCAAUGUUAAUCUUGUGCCCUGAACUGUCCACUCUGUACGAAGAAGCACACCAUAGGUUGCAUAUUUUUUGACGAAAGAGCGCAAGUUGAGCUGACUGAAUUUUCAUUGCAAAAUCAAAAUGGAAGCCUAAAUUAAAUAUAUGCGUUUACAGUUCUCAAAGGGUUAAAAAAAAAGAAGGUAAUAUUAAGUUUGUAAAUUUGAUCGUUCUUAUAGUCAUUACUCACGUAGUUGGAACUAACUGCGUUUUAAAAAUGAAUCUCACUUGUAUUAUAUAAAUCGUAUUUAA